AUCGCCCAGAACAGAUUGUUGUUGAAAUGGAUCUUUGAAAUGGUUGCUGCGUGUUGAGGUGCCAAAGCUGCUGUCUUUGAUAGCUGAUAAUAUUAUUGCUGCUGACUUGUUUUUGCUGCUGACCUGUUGAUGGAAGAGCUGGUCUGUCAACAAAUGUCAGGUUCAGGUGCCUGAUGGGAUACGGUGCAAUCCUGCCCAGGUGCAUACGAGUGUUUAGAUCGUUGUAUCCCAGCAUACCUGUCGUUAUGGCUGCUGGCGGGACUAAAGCACGACAGAAGGUCGAGCCAGACUGUCAGGAAAAUGUGGACUCACUCAGGGAGGUACUUAGAAAGGAUGCAAAGACAGGAGAACAGAUCAAGGAUGUUCCUGACAAGGCCCUAAGGAGGUUCCUAAGAGCCCACCUGACAGUCCCAGAGGCUCACAAGGUUUAUGUGAAGUGUGAGAAGUGGAGACAAAAGUAUGGUGUAGAAAACAUCAAGCCAGAAGACCCUGCAAUCCAGUCUGAGUUAGCUACGGGAAAGGGCAUCAUUCUGGAGGAAAGAGAUAAAAUGGGAAGGCCCAUUAUUCUGGUAACUGUACAUCUUCAUGAUACCAAGAACAGGGACAUGGAUGUGCUUACAAAGUUCACCGUCUACAUGUUGGAAACACUCUCCAACAUGUCUGACCAAGGUGAGAUAGACAACAUCUGUGUCCUGUUCGACAUGAAGGACUUCAGCCUGAGGAACAUGGACUAUCAGUUUGUGAAGACUCUCAUCAUGCUGCUACAGAGAUACUUCCCUGAGAGACUGGGGGUGUGCCUCAUUGUCAAUGCUCCAACUUUGUUUUCAGGCUGCUGGCUCAUCAUCAGACCUUGGUUGGAUGAGAGAACACGGAAGAAAGUUGCCUUUGUCUACAGUGAAGAGGAGCUGUCAGAAUACAUCGGUGUGGAUGCCCUACCCAGGACUCUCUUCUGACACGUCUCUCUGUUUGUUACACCUCAUUAUUAGCCACAAUGGACAUAUACAGUGUAGUUUUGAACAAAGAGCUUAGAAAUCACAUAAGCUUCUAGGUUAGAAGUAGAAAAGCAU
Messenger RNA from Branchiostoma belcheri (Belcher's lancelet), 1067 nucleotides. RefSeq names its product CRAL-TRIO domain-containing protein C589.09, mitochondrial-like. The transcript has 8 exons. NCBI's taxonomy places the organism in Eukaryota, Metazoa, Chordata, Leptocardii, Amphioxiformes, Branchiostomatidae. The record is from RefSeq and is a predicted model, not a curated record. Bases 174 to 953 code for a protein of 259 amino acids.